Molecule: messenger RNA, 1146 nt
Organism: Thermochaetoides thermophila DSM 1495
Lineage: Eukaryota; Fungi; Ascomycota; Sordariomycetes; Sordariales; Chaetomiaceae
Exons: 5
Coding region: 1-1146 (381 amino acids)
Molecular function (GO): protein binding
Source: RefSeq, a predicted model, not a curated record
AUGACUAAUCCAUUCUUCCUAUUUAGCGACCUUGAGUCCAGCCCCGUCGGAAUGCCCCAGAUGUAUGCGAAUCUGUCUAAGAACGCGACGGUGCCGAACAUGGUCGGUGGAAUUUUGUGGAAGGACACGCUGAACAAGCGGAUCUACAUGUAUGGGGGAGACUCAUAUGGAACACCGCCAUCUCCAUUUUAUCUCUACGCCUACGACAUAAUGUGUAAUCAUUGGGACUCGUUCGGUCCCCCAACUGGCGCAGCAUCUAUUAUUCCGACUAGCUGGGGAGCAGGAGUGUCUAUCCCAGAACGCGGAGAAGCGUAUUAUUAUGGGGGCUUUUUUAGCAACAUGUCCGCACCAGGCUGGACAGGACCUCCACAGGCUUCUAACAGACUGAUUCGAUAUUCAAUGGAUGAUAACAGUUGGGCAAAUUUGACUGGCCCAGACACUGUUCGUCGAGCCGAAGGCGUGAUGGUCUUCAUUCCCGCCGGAGAUGCGGGCUUUUUGGUCUACUUUGGGGGGAGUCGGGAUCUCGGGAAUGGGACGAUGAUACCUCAGCCCUUGGACACCAUUUUCCUGUAUGAUCUUGCCAAUGCCAAGUGGUACUCGCAGAAGGCCACAGGUCGCAUUCCAGAGGACCGCAAGCGUUUUUGUGGAGGAGCUACUUGGACAGACGAUCAGUCAAGCUACAAUAUUUAUAUCUACGGCGGCGGCGGGUUCCCCCCUGACACGACCGGCUAUGAUGACAUCUACGUCUUGUCGAUCCCUAGCUUUCAGUGGAUUCGUGGACCGUAUCCUCCUAACAGCAAUGUAUCAGGCCCUUAUCCCAAGAGCAUGCAUACUUGCAACGUAGUCAAUCAUGCGCAAAUGCUGGUAAUUGGCGGUUAUUACUCCAAUGACACGACCUUCUCCUGUGACGCUGAAAACGUCUGGGGUCAACAUAACAUGAAUCUGGCCGAGAAGAAUCGUGAGAGCAACAUAUGGGCGGAGUACCUUCCAGAGCUGACAACUUACACGGUGCCGAACUUCAUCCGCACGGCUAUCGGGGGUGAGCCUACCGGCGGUGCCACAGCAACUGCUCCUCUCUCUGGAUUUGCGGCUCCCGAGCUUGGGGAGGUCUUAAGUCGCAAAGCUAUCCUAACAGGCCUGGCUUAG